UUGGUCACCACUUUGCAGGCUUUCCAUUUGUCAACUCUUUGUCGUCUCCAUACCCAUUAUAACUUUGAUUGGAAAAAGAUGAGUUACUUGGCAAUGAGGACUAAGCAAGAAGCAACUUAUCAGCUCAGUUCUGAUUACAAAGAGCUAGUCUUUGCUGCUAAAAAGCUUGCAAAUCAUGCCAUCAAAUUGGGUUCUUUGGGGUUUGGGGUUUCAUUUCUUGAAUGGAUCGCUUCUUUUGCUGCCAUUUACUUAUUAAUCUUGGACCGAACACAUUGGAAAACAAAUAUCCUUACAACACUAUUAAUCCCAUAUAUUUUCUUGAGUCUUCCUGGGAUACUCUUCAGCGCCUUCAGGGGAGACAUUGGAAAAUGGAUUGCUUUUGUUGCAGUUGUUUUGCGCUUGUUCUUCCCUAGACGUUUCCCGGAUUGGUUGGAAUUACCAGCAGCAUUGGUUCUUCUAAUAGUGGUUGCUCCUAGCUUAUUCUCAAGCACAUUAAGAAGCAGCUUGGUUGGGGUAAUAAUAUGCCUUGCCAUUGCUUGUUACUUACUUCAACAACAUGUCAGGGCGUCAGGUGGGUUCAGAAAUUCAUUCACAAAGGCACAUGGAAUAUCAAACACAGUUGGGAUUAUUCUUCUUUUGGUCUAUCCUGCUUGGGCUUUGCUUCUUGAAAUCCUGUAGGUUCUGUAUUUUUUAUUGCAUUUUUUCCUUGUAUAUUAUUACAAUUAUAGUUUAAUGUAUUGGUUCUUGUAUUGACACAUUUUAGAAAUAAAUGUCUUUUUUUUUCCAUUUA
Molecule: messenger RNA, 790 nt
Organism: Gossypium raimondii (Peruvian cotton)
Lineage: Eukaryota; Viridiplantae; Streptophyta; Magnoliopsida; Malvales; Malvaceae
Product: cold-regulated 413 plasma membrane protein 2
Exons: 5
Coding region: 79-678 (199 amino acids)
Cellular component (GO): membrane
Source: RefSeq, a predicted model, not a curated record